Musca domestica (house fly) is the source of this 2448-nucleotide messenger RNA. It is a transcript of the gene NO66, whose product is annotated as bifunctional lysine-specific demethylase and histidyl-hydroxylase NO66. The record is from RefSeq and is a predicted model, not a curated record. The transcript has 4 exons. The coding region runs from base 167 to 2332 and encodes 721 amino acids. Lineage: Eukaryota; Metazoa; Arthropoda; Insecta; Diptera; Muscidae. Gene Ontology annotation, molecular function: histone H3K36 demethylase activity; histone H3K4 demethylase activity. Gene Ontology annotation, cellular component: nucleolus.
GUCAAGUCGGCAUUCUCCAUUUGUCUUUCCCCACUAUCCAAUCACACGGAACGUUUUUUAAAUUUGUGUGAAAACCACGUGCGACCGGGGACAUCUUGGUAAAUCCUUCCAAGCCUUCCACAAUUCCACUGAAACAUCAUUAUCCUAAGUUGAUACAGCAUUAAAGAUGUCAACGGACGAAGGAGUCUCUGCAUUCCAAGUAUUUCAGGCAACAAAGCAGAAUAAAAAGUUCAAAAACGCAAAGAAAUCAACAAAAUCUGUUGUACAUAACACAAAGAAGCCAAUAGCUAAGCCUGCAGGUGACAAGGAACACAAUGUAAGUAAAUCAUCUAACAAGAAACAGAAACAGGAGAAGGAAACAAAAACAAAAACAAAAGCUACGGAGGCAUCCUCAAAAGUUGGAACGAAAAAGCAAUUAAACAAGAACAAGCAAAACGAUGCUGGUAAUCGUACAGAACAACAAAAGCAGCCCAAAACCAAACAAAAACUGCAGGAUUAUUUGGCCAAACAAUUGGAGAAUGAUGUCGAAGUUAAUUCCUCGGAAGAUGACUUCGAUAGUGAUGAUCUAGGAAGUGAGGAAUACAGCUACACUGAAUCUGAUGAGUUCUCCAAUGAGUAUACCAUUAACGAAAGUGGCAGUUUUUCUGAAGAUGAAGAAAUGCAGGACGAGGAGUCGUUUGAGAAUGAGCUUCCAACAAAGAAUUCUAGCAAGGAUAAUAGGAAACGUAAAAGUCCAGAACCAACGACUCAAUCUAAAGCCAAGCCUUCGGAAAGUAAAAUAAAUGGCGAAGUAUUACACGCCAAAAAGGCCAAAACCACAGAUCGUAAAUCUUUGCCAGAAACCAAAACUCAAAAACCUACAGGCACAGCUGAUAACAAUAAUCGCAGAAAAUCCAUAGCUACAUCCCAACAACUGAGAAAAGUUUCCAUCACAUCGGUAGAUGUAAAACUUGAGCCGUUGUCUCCACCCCACAAUGUCGCCAAAGUCAGCAGCAUUGACGAAGGAAAGCGAGCCUUCCAAUGGCUAUUAAAUCCCGUCUCAGUAGAUGAGUUCUUCAAGAAGUAUUGGGAAGCCAAGGCUUGCUUAAUAAAACGCAAACAAUCCAACUACUUUUCCCAUUUGAUAUCUUUCGAGGCCAUUGAUGAAAUGCUAAUAAAGAAUCAUGUGGAGUUUACCAAAAAUGUUGAUGUAACAUCAUACAAAAAUGGGGUUCGUGAGACAUUAAAUCCCGAAGGACGUGCCAUGCCUCCUGUCGUUUGGGACCACUAUGGCCAAGGAUGCAGCAUUCGUUUGUUGAACCCUCACACCUUCUUACCUCAGUUGUUUACUCUGAAUACAACCCUGCAAGAGUAUUUCCAUUGUUUGGUGGGUGCUAAUGCCUAUUUAACACCACCAAAUAGCCAGGGAUUUGCCCCACAUUAUGAUGACAUCGAAGCAUUUGUGUUGCAAAUUGAAGGACGUAAACGUUGGAAGUUGUAUAAACCACGUUCCUCCGCCGAAAUUUUGCCAAGGGAAUCCUCUCGUAACUUCACACAAGAAGAAAUUGGGAAACCCAUUUUGGAAGAGGUUUUAGAACCGGGCGAUGUUUUAUAUUUCCCACGUGGUACCAUUCAUCAGGCCUGCACAGAGCCUGGCUAUCACUCGCUGCAUAUUACAUUGAGCGUUUAUCAAAAACAAUCAUAUGCAGAUUUGUUUGAAAAAAUGCUUCCCCUAAUGAUUAAGAAAGCCAUUGCGGAAAAUGUUGAAAUGCGUCGAGGUCUACCUCUGAAUACCUGGCACCACGCAGGCAUUGCUUUCAGCGACAAUACCACAAAAGAGCGAGUGGAUCUGCAGAAGAAAGUCACACAACUCUUGCACAAGUGCAUUAGGGAUAUGCCAUUGGAGGAUUUAGUGGAUGCAGCGGUGGAUCAAGUAGCCAAAAAGUUCCAACAUGAAGCUUUGCCUCCCGAAAUAUUGCCUUCGGAACGGACACGUACUGUUUUCGGUUCACGCAAUCACACCAAUGAACGCGGCGAAUGUGUUUGUGAUUAUGAUAUUGAUGAGCGCACAAAUGUUCGCUUAUUGAGGGCUAAUAUCAUGCGGCUGGUGGACGAAGAGGAAAAGAUACGCAUCUACUAUUAUUUGGAUAACUCAAAAGAGUAUUGUGAAUAUGAGCCCAAUUUUAUAGAAAUCGAACCAAUGGAGGCCGCCAGCGUAGAGGUUUUGAUAAAAAGUUAUCCGCAAUACAUUGGGGUCUCCCAAUUGCCCUUGCCCAGUGAUGAUCAAAAGAUCAAUUUAGUUACGGCGCUGUGGGAGCGAGGUUUGUUAAUGAUGGAAAAACCAUUUAAAUAAUAACUGAAUUUGAUUCCAACCGUAUAGCUUAUUCAAAAGUCUGUUAGAAUCUAAGGUUUGUUAAUUUUCCCCCAUUUCAAUUUGUUAAUUAAAAAUAAAUAUGUCCAAAGUCCUAA